Molecule: messenger RNA, 1881 nt
Organism: Drosophila mojavensis
Lineage: Eukaryota; Metazoa; Arthropoda; Insecta; Diptera; Drosophilidae
Product: chymotrypsin-like protease CTRL-1
Exons: 6
Coding region: 647-1792 (381 amino acids)
Biological process (GO): proteolysis
Molecular function (GO): serine-type endopeptidase activity
Source: RefSeq, a predicted model, not a curated record
UUUACAAUUACAAAGUGAAAAGUACAACUAACAGUCAUCAUUUGCCUCGUAUACCCCGAUCUGUCCCUAUAUACUGUGUAUUCGCUUCAGUCCAAAACAGUUAUACAUCAUAACAACUACAACUACAACAGUUGUAUAUGCUUAACCACAGUUCUAUAAUAUGUGCUCAUCAUUUGGUAAAUAAAAACUGCAUUCAACUAACUAAUGACUGUCCGGCUGGCUUUGCCAGUUGCUAUGAUCCACAUAUAUCAAACAUGAAAUACAAAGAGCGUGCCCGGAUCGUAUCGGAGUCAGAGCAAAAAAAAAAAAAAGAAGCUAAAUACGACAAAACCUGGAAUUGAGACCAAAUUGUCAUAAAAAUCAGUUAGUCAGUCAGUUAGUCAGUGGCAGCAGCAGCGGCUACCUGGCCAUAAAAUUUCAGAUUUUAGUUUUCAUUUUUCAUUUUUUCAGUUUCAGUUUUCGUUUUCAUUGGGCAGUGCGAUUCCGCGCCGUACCGUUUAGUCGAAAGAGAUUUGUUAACGCGCUCGGUUCGUCGGUUAAUAAGAGAACUCGAUAUUUAAUAAGUGAAGUGAUGCCAAGUGUUCUACUGCCUCAAUAAGAAUUUGGUUAAAUCACAUCACAAGUGUUUGGCGACGUGUUAAGCAUUAUGCACUCCUUCUAUGCAUUAUUCAUAUUUUGCAAUAUAUUUGCAAGCAUUCGAACUGAAACCGGUGAAUUUGAGAAACUAGUUAUACCGCCGACCUAUGGCAAGCGAGAUCUGAGCAGCGAUGGCAACAGCAGCGCCAGCAGCCACUCGGUGUCCGCCCGCUCCUACCUGGGCCAGUCGGCUGGCGCCUCGGAGUGCGCCUUUGGCACCGAGUGCACGCCCCUGCACGACUGCACGGCCAUGAUCUACGAGGUGGCCAAGAACUGUUAUUACGGCGACAAGUCGUUGUAUUGUGGCGGCGGCGAGGAGAUGCCCUACGUGUGCUGUCCAAGCAGUCCGCUGGAGAAGAAUCAGGUGUGCGGCAAGUCGCUGGUGCAGGGGCAUUUCUACCGGGGACUCGGCUCGUAUCCGUUUGUGGCGCGCGUGGGCUUCAAGCAUGUCAACACGGGCGCCUUUGCCUAUCCCUGCGCUGGUUCGAUCAUUGCGCGACGCGUCAUCCUAACGGCCGCCCAUUGUGCACUGGCCAAAGCCGACGGCCAUCGACUCUCAUCGGUGCGCGUUGGCGAGUACGACACCUCCAGUGAUCCGGACUGCGCCAGCACUGGCUUCUGUGCACCGCGCUCAGUGAAUCAUGCCAUUAGCCAUGUGAUUGUGCAUCCCGACUACAAGCAAGGCCAAUAUCAUCAUGACAUUGCGCUGCUGGUGCUCAAAACGCCGCUCAAUUACUCGGUGGCCACCCAGCCGAUCUGUUUGCAAAAGACACGCGCCAAUCUGGUCGUGGGCAAACGGGCGACUAUCGCCGGCUGGGGCAAGAUGUCCACGUCGAGCAUACGCCAGCCAGAGAUGUCGCAUCUGGACGUGCCGCUGACCAGCUGGGAUCUCUGUCUACGCAACUAUGGCUCCACGGGCGCCCUCGAAUCACCCAACUCCAUCGAGGGCCAAUGGAUGUGCGCCGGCGGCGAGGGCAAAGACGUAUGCCAAGGCUUUGGCGGUGCGCCACUCUUCAUUCAGGAGAACAAUAUCUUCUCACAGAUUGGUAUCAUGUCCUUUGGCUCGGAUAAUUGCGGCGGGCUGCGCAUACCCAGCGUCUACACGAGCUUGGUUUACUUCCAGGAAUGGAUACAUGACAAUACGCCGCCAGAGUAGAAACAGCUAAUGUUCAUAAUUUUCCUAAGCUAAGCUUAACUUUUAAACGCACAUGAAUAUAUUUAUAAAUAAAUAUAUGUUCAUUUAUA